This is a messenger RNA of Porites evermanni, 1084 nucleotides long. NCBI's taxonomy places the organism in Eukaryota, Metazoa, Cnidaria, Anthozoa, Scleractinia, Poritidae. The record is from the annotation of a GenBank genome assembly.
GGUGCAAAGUAUUUCCUUCUCCGGGUUAUUGACAAGGGGUAUGCCGUACCCUUUAUUACAUUUCCUCAGAAUGCGUUUUUCGACAAUAACCUUUCAGCACUUACGCACGUUGAUUUUGUUUUGAAGGCUAUUCAAGAGCUUAUUUUGUCAGGUUCAGUUGUUCAAGUAUCUCAGUCCUCCUCAUGUUGUCAAUCCCUUGUCUGUUUCCAUACAGAGUUGCGGCAAGAAGAGGUUGAUUUUAGACCUCAGGCAUGUCAAUAAACAUAUUUGGAAAGAAAAGUUUAAGUUUGAGGAUAUUAGAGACGCUUGUGUUUAUCUUCCUUCCGAUCAUUUUAUGUUUAAAUUUGAUCUCAAAUCUGGCUACCACCAUAUUGAUAUUUUGCAGGAUCAUCAAACUUUUUUAGGGUUUUCUUGGGUUGUUAAUGGCGUAAGGAAGUUUUUUGUGUUUACAGUUCUUCCUUUUGGGCUGUCCUCAGCUCCUUAUAUUUUCACUAAGGUUGUUCGUGUUCUCGUCCGAUAUUGGAGAAGUCAUGCUGUGAGAAUAACAGUUUACCUUGAUGACGGGCUUGGUUCCGCCCGUGAUUUCGCUCGCUGCGAAGCUGCUUCAUUAUUUGUUAAGACUUCGCUUCAGCUUUCUGGUUUCCUGCCUAAUGACAGUAAAUCGAUUUGGCAACCAACUUCUUGUCUAGUCUGGUUGGGUUAUUGUAUUGAUUUAGCCGUUCAUACUAUUUCCAUUCCUUCAGUUAGGAUUCUCAGUGUCGUACAGGUUAUUGAUUCAAUUCGUUCUCAGUAUCCUUCUACUACUGCUAGAAAAUUGGCUCAGCUUGUCGGUAAGGUUAUCUCCAUGGGUUUCGUCUUUGGUAACAUUACUCGUCUUAAGACAAGAUAUUCUCAUUUUGAUAUUUUAAGAAGCCCUACAUGGGACGGAAAAAUUUCCCUGUCGGGUUCAACUCUGAAAGAAUUAUGUUUUUGGAAAGAGAACAUUACACAGUUCCAUUAUUCCCGUGUGUGUUAUUCCGAUGCGAGUUCUACAGGCUGCGCCAGUUAUAUGUUAGAUCUUCACAACACCAUUUCUCACAAGUUG